This is a messenger RNA of Harmonia axyridis, 1855 nucleotides long. RefSeq names its product guanine nucleotide-binding protein-like 3 homolog. The coding region runs from base 141 to 1805 and encodes 554 amino acids. Gene Ontology annotation, molecular function: GTP binding. The record is from RefSeq and is a predicted model, not a curated record. Gene Ontology annotation, cellular component: nucleolus. Lineage: Eukaryota; Metazoa; Arthropoda; Insecta; Coleoptera; Coccinellidae. The transcript has 8 exons.
GGUCGAUGAAAAGGACGCGGUAGACUCCAUUUUGGAAUGUACUAAGGUUAUGUUGAUGCGAGCACUGCAUGAUAGUUUUCACGUGUAGAUAGUUUUUAAACAAUUUUUAGAUAUUGAAUGUGUUGAAAUUGUAAAUUAAAAUGGCUAAGUUCAAAUUGAAAAAACCUUCCAAAAGGCAACCAGCGCGUAUGAGAUACAAAAUAGAAAAAAAAGUAAGAGAUCAUAAUAGAAAAAUUAAGAAAGAAGCGAAGAAAAAUUCAAAUAAAGGUAAAAAAAGAUUGAUUGAAAUACCAAAUAUAUGUCCAUUCAAAGAGGAUAUAUUAAAAGAAGUUGAAGAAAUGAAAAAACAUAAAGCUGAAGAACUUGAAAAACGAAGGGCAGAAGCUUUGAAGCAGAAAGAGGAAGCUAAAAAUGCACCGAAGCCUGCUGAAACUCUAGAAAGUUUGAUGGAUAAAGCUGAGAUGAAAGCGAAAUUGCAUGAAAAUUCUAGCAUGUUCGUAAACCAAGGAGAGAAAAAUCAAAAAAUUGAUAAUUCAUUCAAACAAUAUCACAAGGAGUUCUCCAAGAUAAUCGAAUCAGCUGAUGUUAUCCUAGAAGUUCUUGAUGCUCGUGAUCCAUUAGGAACAAAAAAUUCACACGUAGAAGAAGCAGUUCGCAAUGCCAAAAGCGAUAAAAAAUUGCUCCUUGUGCUAAAUAAAGCAGAUUUAGUUCCUAGAGAUAUAUUGGAAAAAUGGGUCAACUAUCUCAAAAAAAGAUUUGCUGUUGUGCCAUUCAAAGCGUCUACACAAAAUCAAAGUAAAAGGUUAGGACAUAGAAAAAUGUCGAAAAAUCAGAAAGGAACCCAAGGAUCUGCUUGUAUAGGUGCGGAAUUAUUAAUGCAUUGCUUGGCAAAUUAUUGUCGAAAUAAAAAUAUUAAAACUUCCAUUAGGGUUGGAGUUGUUGGUCUUCCUAAUGUAGGAAAAAGUUCAGUUAUCAACAGUAUGAAGAGAUCAAAAGCAUGUAAUGUUGGGGCUGUGCCUGGAGUAACAAAAACAAUUCAAGAAGUACAAUUGGACUCGAAAAUAGUUCUUCUCGACUGCCCUGGUAUUGUUUUUGCUUCAAAUACAGACACUACAGCUACACUGAAAAAUGCUAUAAAAAUAUCGUCUUUGGAGGAUCCCAUUACCCCUGCCAAGAUGAUAUUGCAGAAAUUUCCUAAGAAUGUUAUGAUGGAACUAUAUGAUAUUCAAGAAUACAAUACACCUGAGGAAUUUUUGAACUUGAAAGCUAUACGAUAUGGAAAAUUCAGGAAAGGAGGCGUUCCAGAUUCUGAGGUUUCAGCAAGGGGGCUAUUGACUGAUUGGAACAGUGGAAAAAUAAAGUACUACACAUUACCUCCAGAGGAGUCUCGAGAUGUUCACAUCAGUGCUGCAGUAUUAUCAAAAGAAGCGGAAGAAUUCGAUAUAGAUAAUUUGGAAAUGAUGGAAACAAACUUCUCUCAACCAGGUGAUACCGCAAAAAGUUUCCUUGCAGAGAGUAUGGUUUCAUAUUCGCAGGAAUUAGAAAAGAUGGAGGAAGAUGAAAUUCCUGUCAACGAUAAAGUUAUUCAAAAGAAAAGUAAGAAAAAACAGGUUUCAGAAAAAGUAAAAAAAGAUGAAGAAAUGGAACUGGACGGGAAUCAAAAACUGAACAAACUGGUUAAAUUAAAAUUCAAACAAGAAAAGAAAAACAAAAAACGCGCGGCUAAAUUGAAAAGUAUAGGAAAACAAGAAAUUACAGACAAUAGUGAUGAAGAUUACUCUUUUAACGAUUAUGUUGCUUUAUAAAUUUGUUAUUCAUUCAAAUCAAUAUAAAUAAAGUUUGUUAUAUUCGAAAA